This is a messenger RNA of Saitoella complicata NRRL Y-17804, 743 nucleotides long. Its product is annotated as TOM13-domain-containing protein. The coding region runs from base 132 to 596 and encodes 154 amino acids. Gene Ontology annotation, biological process: mitochondrial outer membrane translocase complex assembly; protein insertion into mitochondrial outer membrane. NCBI's taxonomy places the organism in Eukaryota, Fungi, Ascomycota, Saitoellomycetes, Saitoellales, Saitoellaceae. The transcript has 2 exons. Gene Ontology annotation, cellular component: mitochondrial outer membrane. The record is from RefSeq and is a predicted model, not a curated record.
CCGCUGCUGCGCUUUCCAAGUCGACCGUGAAGGGAAUUGCAAACAGCUGAAGGACAUUGACAAAAUCCCUCCAUCCUACACGCAAUCGCACCGCACCUCCCAACACCAACACCCCAUCAAAUCAGCUCACAAUGUCUUUGACUCCCGACACAGCCUCAAUGCCAUACACAUCCUCCGACAUGGACCCAUCACCAACAUCAACGACCUCCAUCUCCAUCUCCCCACCCACCUCCUUCCCCUCCUCCUCUCCCCAAACCGCCGAUCUCGAAGCCAUCUCCUCCUCCGACGACGACGACUCAGACUACCAACCCUCCAUCAUCCAACUAUGGCGCAAACCAACCCUCCUCGGCCUUCUCCGCAGCACAGCAAUCAACCUCCUCCUCCCCUUCAUCAACGGCCUUAUGCUGGGCUGGGGCGAAAUCUUCGCGCACGAGGUUGCGUUCAGGUGGGGUUGGCGGAAUGCCAGGGUUUUCCCGCCGCAUCGUAUGUCGCUUGGUCCUGGGGUAGGGAUGGAGAGGAGGAGGAGGAUCACGAAGGAGGGGGUUAUUGAGGAUGAGGAUAGGAUUUUGAGGGAGAUGAGUAAUUUUGAGCUUUAGAUGUAUGAGUAUGAUGUCGAUAUCGAUUUACGAGGAGAUGGUGUAUGAUACCACUAGAACCAGUCAACCACAUAGCAUUAUAUACCCGUGGAAUCAAAGGUUGCUCGUACGUACGCGUUGCUCCAUUCAGAGGAGUAUGAAAAUGAG